Puccinia triticina is the source of this 291-nucleotide messenger RNA. RefSeq lists its product as uncharacterized. The record is from RefSeq and is a predicted model, not a curated record. NCBI's taxonomy places the organism in Eukaryota, Fungi, Basidiomycota, Pucciniomycetes, Pucciniales, Pucciniaceae. The transcript has a single exon. Bases 1 to 291 code for a protein of 96 amino acids.
AUGUAUGAAUUGAUCAUCUAUCCUUCCUUGAUUCUUGUUUCAGCACGAAAGGGUGUGAAGAACAAGAACAGUAUGAACGAUGCGUCACUAUUGUGGAACAAGCUAACCCCUGAGGCGCAAGCUGCCUAUCAAAAUGGUGUACCAGAUGACGAUUACAAGACAGACGAUGAUGAAACACCUGUCGACAAUGGGACUCGCAAGUCGAUGUCAUUCAAGAGGGCCUCUGAACAAGUCCAGAGCUUUCUGGAUGAUUGGUUUUGCAAGGCAAGUGGUUUUUUGAUUGCUUAUUGA